AUGGCUUCAUUCGCCAGAGGCAACGCUGCAGCAACAGAGGCAGCUGCAAGCGCAGCAGCAGCAGCAGAAGCAGCAGCAGCAGCAGCAGCAGCAGAUAGAGGUGCACAUAGUGAUCUGCCCAUCAGCAGCAUCAGCCGCAGCAGCAGCAGAAUCUGCAGCCGCAGCAGCAGCAGAAUCCGUGGCCGCAGCAGCAGCAGAAUCUGCAGCAGCAGCAGCAGCAGCAAAAUGUGCAGCCCCAGCGUCAGCAGGAUCUGCAGCCGCAGCAGCAGCAGAAGCGAGCGGGAGGAGAGCUGCAGCAGCCAUCAGCAGCAAAUUCAAAACAGCAGCAGCAGCAGCAGCAGCAGCAGCAGCAAGUGCGCUGAGCAGGGAGAUGGCGAGUGCAGCAGCAGCAGCAGCAGAGGCUGCAGCCCCAGCAGCAGCAGAAGCAAACGGGAGGACAGCUGCGGCAGCCAUCAGCAGCAAACUCAAAGCUGCAGCAGCAGCAGCAGCAGCAGCAGCAGCAGCAGCAGCAGCAGCAGCAAAUGCGCUGAGCAGGUAGAUGGCGCGUGCAGCAGGAUCAGCAGCAGAGGCCGCAGUAACAGCAGCAGCAGAAGCAGCAGCAGCGGAAGCAGCAAGAGCAGCAGCAGCAGCAGCUGCAGCAGGAGCAGCAGCAGGUCGAAGGACGAUGCCUCGGAAUGCGAGAGCAGCAGCAACUGGGAGGUGCACCAGCAGCAGCAGCAGCAGCAGCAGCAGCAGCAGCAGCAGCGGCUGCUGCAUGCAAUUGACGAGGCAGAGCGGCUAGCCAGCGACACACUAGAGGCGAUGCAGCAGCAGCAGCAGCAGCAGCAGCAGCAGCAGCAGCAGCAGCAGCAGCAGCAGGGUGUAUGGCUGCCGCCUUUGGGGCCAUCCUGGAGCGUGGCAUCUCAUCUGCGGUCUCUGAGGGACUUCAAAGGCAAGGGUUUAGGGUUUAGGGUUUAG
Messenger RNA from Eimeria necatrix, 957 nucleotides. RefSeq lists its product as hypothetical. Lineage: Eukaryota; Apicomplexa; Conoidasida; Eucoccidiorida; Eimeriidae. The record is from RefSeq and is a predicted model, not a curated record. The transcript has a single exon. Bases 1 to 957 code for a protein of 318 amino acids.